Messenger RNA from Prunus avium (sweet cherry), 1807 nucleotides. Lineage: Eukaryota; Viridiplantae; Streptophyta; Magnoliopsida; Rosales; Rosaceae. The record is from RefSeq and is a predicted model, not a curated record.
AGUUGAAGCGUGGGCCAUCUAAAAACUCCAUCUCGGAAGUCCUCCUCACUGCGUGUUUCAACGGAAUGCUUCUAUCAUCACCGAUUGAAUUGGAUAAGGCCCAUUAUAGGAGGUAUAAGAAGAUGGAGACAAGGUGCGUUAGAUAUGAACAGGGAUUGGAUACACAAUAAAAACAGGUUGAGUAAUCAAUAUCGUGCUGGUAUUGAGUCAUUUAUGGAAGUUGCAAGCCAACAUGUGGAUGAGAAGAAUGAGACUCCAUGUAAUGAUAUGAAGGAUGAAGAUUUUAUUGAUGAUGAUGAUAUUGAAGAAAUACCUUCGGGUGAUGACGAGGGCAGUGUUCACAGUGACGAUUAUAGUGAUUUGGAUUGAAGUGUUAGGUUGUCUUUUGUAUAGGCACUACAUAUUUCUUAAUUAUCUUCAAGUUACUAUAUGUUUUCCUCAAUCUGUUUUAAGGGGUAAGGUCUGUAAGGUUUGUAUAUUGAAGAAAUAUCUUCGGAUAAGGUUUGCAUAUGUCCUCCCCAUGUAAAUGAAAUGCGUGUGCGUGCUAUUUUUCUUUCCUAUUGAUAAAGUAUGAUGUUCAAUCAUUUUUUGAUGAAUAAUUCCUUUAUCUAAAGGACGUUUGUGAUGAGAAUCGAUAUCAUUACAGCUGAAGUAUGAUGUUCAAUCAUUUAUUUUUAUUUUUUUCAAGGAAUGAUCUAGUAGUAUAUUGUUGUAUUCUCUCUUUGUUUAUGUGUUUGUAAGUGUAGAAUGACACUUACGAGAGCUGCUACCUUAAGCAACAAUAACAAUAAGAAGAAGGAAACUUCAACUCUACUACCACCACAGCCACUUGAGCAACCAUGUCAGCUGCCACAACAACAAUCAACUCAGCCACAACAAGGUACUUCAUCAGCCUCAGGAGGGGGUUCUCGCCAACAGGUUCAUGUUUGAUGUGGACUUAACGGAUCCGGAUAUAUGGAAAUUUAUUACUGACCAUAUGCACUCAACUUAUAAAGAAUGGAAAGCAAAGUUCCACAGACACUAUAAGCAAUAUGCUUCUGACCCUGAUCUUGCACGAGAAACACCUCCCCCUGAAAAGAUCUUUGGUACUCGAAGGACUCUAGAAGAGUGGCAUUAUUUGGUUGAUACAUUGUACACAAAUGAGCAAUAUCAGAAACGCUGCAAGACCAAUGCUGAGAACAAAAAAAAGAAAGAGUUUGAUCAUACAGGGGGGUCACGUCCUUUCCUAAAACAUAUGGAAGCUGCUAGAGAGAAGAAGAUGAAUGAAGAGUAUGAGAAGGCCAAGCAACAAGUGGCAGAGAGUUCAGGUACUCCACUAGAUCAAGUCACACUCCCUAUCCCACAACAGUUAGAGAUCAUGACUGUAGAACUUGGGGUUGCAAAGGGCAAGAGGAUUCGAGGCUUGGGUUCUAGUCUCCGAGUGGAGAGUUCGCAUAGUGGUGGAGUUGCCUCUUCUUUUGCUACACAGCAAAAGGUUGAGGAACUUCAAGGCACAGUAAGUGAGCUUCAGGGCACAGUGGGUAAACUUUUGGAUGUCAUUGAGUGGAUGCGAACCCAUGAUGGUCCUCUACCUUCACAUAUAGGUGUUCUGUCCUCGCAUGUUGGUGAUUCUCCUUGUGAUUAUGAUCAAGGUAAUAGUGGUGGUUCACGUAAUGUUUAUGAGAAUUUGAUAAUAUUGGAAAUAGUCAUUAGGUUGUGUGUACAUACUUGAUGGUUUUUGUAUCUAGCCUACCUUGGGGGUUCUAGGGGCUUUGUAUCUAGCUACUUGAUGGUUUUUUUUAUCUAGCAUACCUUGGGGGUUUUUGUA